UCCAAACCAUGUCAUCCUGCAGGUAACGCAUGCGUAGUGUGACGGGAAAUGCACGUGUCAAAAGAAUAUAAAAACAACAAAGCUCAAUUCUUGGCCUUAGAGAUAUUGAGUCAUUAGCAAGGCAGGAUUGAYUUAUCGUUUGCUAUUUAUCUAAACCUUUUAGCCCCAAAGGAGCAAAUUCAUUUGAGGCCGRACUCACAAAGGAAUAUGCUGGACUCGAGUUUAGGGCCUCCAAAGGCGAAAAAAUUUGUAACAGAAUGUUCAAACAGAAGAACUUUUUCACCCUUGUCUUUUACUCCGACACAUAGACUACAUGUUCCUUCUAAUACAAGGAUAUUUCAACCCGACGAGAUGGCUUCUAGUAUUAUUCAACCACCAUCGUUACUGACUCAUUUGAGUGAAGAAGUUCUUGUACUCAUACUGGAAUAUCUAGACUUUAGGAGCCUUAUAACGCUAAGCAAAACAUGUCGGCUUUUCCAUCGACUCUGCCUCUCGGAUCUAAUAUGGCGUCAUCGAUGUAAGGUUGAUUUUGGACUUUAUGUCAAAUGGGUAGAAUAUUCUUAUUUAUAUCUAUAUGAAAUGUUUUAUAAAGCUGAAAUUCUCAAGAACGAUCACAACUUCUUCCGUCCUGUGAGUCAGCUUAAGACUUCAGUCAUAGUUUGGUAUCUACUUAGCUCUGAACCUCCAUCACAUAGUGUUAGCCAUCUCACUCCUAGCCAAGCAAAGUCUAUUUGGGGUCUGACAGAUAAAUGUCUGGAAACACAUUAUGAAGAAUCCCAGCAAGACCACGAUGACCACCAAGAAGCAGAUUAUCCUUCUAGUUACUAUGAAUGGAGAACAUUGUACAAAAUUUUUGUUAAAAAGCAUGGGGGCAUUAUUCCCAUGCAGAACUAUGUCCUAAAGAGAUGUCUUCGAAAUAGACAAGCAUUAGAAGAACACUACCAACUCUCUCUUCACUCCUCGCGACAGCAGAAAUGGUAUCAGUAUCUAGAAGAUAGAGAAAUGGGCAAUCACAAGGCACUGAAGGCCUUAACGGAACACAUGCGACCUACUACUCACAAUUACAUGCUACAUCAGAUUACAACAAAGUAUAUAGAUGGACGGCUAAAAGGAGGCUUCAAAACAGUCAAAGCCUAUGCUGAGUUCUGUGGCUAUUUCAAAAACUGGCUUGAUGCUAAGAGUAUCAAAUUAUGGCCUCCAAGACAGGGAGAAAUGGUUGCACAGGACUAUCGACACUGUCUGAAAUAUGUCAACAGAGAGCUAGCGCCAAUUGCUGAAGAGGUAGAGUUAACAUUGACCCACUUUCUAAGCAAAGCAAAGCCUUAUAUUGAACGUCUUCAUGAAGUAUGGUUAUGGCAGAAUAGGAAAGACACUGCUUACAGGAAAGAGCAUCGGCCAUCAGCUGUUGUUAGAGAACACAGAUACUGCAAAGAAUUCCUUGAAAAAGGCAAUUUGGAGUACUUUUCAAAGCUGAAACUAUACUUCGAGCGGAAAGAGAUCGUCGUCGCAUGGUUUAAAGAGAACGGUUGGAUGCACCCUCUUCUAGGUGACUACGUAGUACGGCCAUUACGACCGGCUUGCAUCUCAUCGACAGAACUACCAAAUCCUCACUAUUCUACUGACUGCAUUCAAAGUCUUGUAGAAAGGUUUUUGGAAACAGGACUACGUUCAGAUUUCAACAGAAUCCGAAGAAAACUCGCCGACAUGGCAGGAAUUCAACUUCAAAAUCUCGUUCGAAAAUCUCGACAGUUACAAGAAUCGAUCCAACAAGACGUGAUGAAGGAAGACUGUGUCUACGUUAGUGACUUUGAAGACCGGGGCUAUAUGAAUAACUUCUUUGGUAGCACUUUUGAUAGCUAUAGUGAUUUUGUAUCAAGAAGAGAAGUAGUCAUCUUAGAUUAAUGACUCUUUAGGAAAUCAAAAAAUAUAGUUUAUUUUUGAAGUGUAUAUGUGAAACCCACCGUGGUCAAUAUAGGUCUGUUGUGUUUGUAAAACUAUGAAUCUUGUUUAAAUCAGUUAGUUUCAAGGGGUGAUGUUCACCUCUUUAUAAAUAUCAAAUUAUUGUAUACACCAAGUAUAGCUCUGAUUUACAAUUUCUCCUAAUGGAGCGGCCCACGUCUAUGAUACAUAUUUGGAUAUCAUCAAAUUAUAUUUUUGGUUAAUUUACAGACAUAUUCAUUCUACCACGUUAUUGCCAAACAAUAUAAUAAUGUUUCAGACAGCAGUUUUCUUCCAAUUUUUAGUUUGGAAUUAACCUGCACGCAUUUUAUUUAUUAUGUAUAGUUAUUGUAAAUUUUUUCUAUUCGAACGUGUAAUUUUUUUGCCCAUGUCUAAUGGGCUGGACGUYUGUCUUCUUUCGUUGCUUUCACGUGUAUAUUGCAGUUUUUCAUAUUAUAGUUUUGUAAAGUCAA
Actinia tenebrosa (Australian red waratah sea anemone) is the source of this 2411-nucleotide messenger RNA. RefSeq lists its product as uncharacterized. Gene Ontology annotation, biological process: SCF-dependent proteasomal ubiquitin-dependent protein catabolic process. The record is from RefSeq and is a predicted model, not a curated record. NCBI's taxonomy places the organism in Eukaryota, Metazoa, Cnidaria, Anthozoa, Actiniaria, Actiniidae. Gene Ontology annotation, molecular function: protein binding. Gene Ontology annotation, cellular component: SCF ubiquitin ligase complex; cytoplasm.